Chironomus riparius is the source of this 2562-nucleotide messenger RNA. The record is from the annotation of a GenBank genome assembly. Lineage: Eukaryota; Metazoa; Arthropoda; Insecta; Diptera; Chironomidae.
AAAAUAUUCCAUUUAAUAAUCAGUUGUCUGUGAAUCGUCGACUGGUAUAAACGUACAAUUUUAGAGAUACAGUUUAAAAGCCGGCUUUUAAUUAAUUUAAUUUUAUUGUUUUGUGAAUUGUGAUAAGGCUUUAAAGAAGUGAAGAUAAUACAAAUUUUAAUCAAUAGUAAAAGUGCAUUUUUGUGAUAAUGUCGAAGGUUAAAAGUGCUGAUAACAUCGAGCAAUUAUUCCACGAUGAUCCAUACCUGAAACCUUAUGAAGGCGAGAUCCGGAGAAGACAUGACAUCGUUAAAGACUGGAUGAAAAGUAUUGGAGAGUCGGAAGGUGGACUUGAUAAUUUUUCACAAGGUUACAAUUAUUAUGGCAUUCAUAUUCAACAUGAUAACUCGGUUAUUGCUCGAGAAUGGGCGCCAGGAGCAAAACAAUUGUAUUUGACUGGUGACUUUAAUAACUGGCAAUGGCUAUCACAUGAGUUCAAAAAGUUGCCAUUCGGUAAAUGGGAGUUAAAAAUGCCACCUGCAGAGGACGGUUCAUGUCAAAUUAAGCACAUGUCGGAAGUUAAAGUGAUUGUUCGUCGACAAGAUGAUCAGCUCGUUGACCGUCUAAGUCCAUGGGCUCCGUAUGUCGUUCAACCACCGAAAUCAGCUAAUCAGGGUACAAAUUAUAAGCAAUAUGUGUGGCAUCCACCAGCACACGAGAAAUAUCAUUUUCGUAAUAAGCGUCCAAAGGCACCACGUUCACUUCGCAUUUAUGAGUGUCAUGUUGGAAUAGCAACUGAAAAUUAUGAAAUUGGCUCAUAUAAGAACUUUGCUGAUAACGUCAUUCCUCGAAUCGUCCGUCAAGGAUAUAAUGCAAUUCAAGUUAUGGCUGUUAUGGAGCACGCUUAUUAUGCAAGCUUCGGUUAUCAAGUCACAAGCUUCUUUGCUGCAUCAUCUCGUUGUGGAACGCCAGAUGAGUUGAAAUAUAUGAUUGAUGCUGCACAUAAGCAUGGCUUAUACGUUAUGCUUGACGUCGUUCAUUCACAUGCGAGCAAAAACGUGCAGGACGGAUUAAAUCAAUUUGAUGGCACAAAUGCUGGUUUUUUCCAUGACGGUGCUCGCGGAGAACACACACUUUGGGAUUCUCGGCUCUUUAACUACACUGAAUUUGAAGUGAUGCGCUUCUUGAUUUCUAAUUUGCGUUGGUGGCAUGAUGAAUAUCAGUUUGAUGGAUAUCGAUUCGAUGGCGUAACGUCAAUGCUAUACCAUUCUCACGGCAUCGCCGAAGGAUUUUCAGGACACUACGAUGAAUAUUUCGGUCUUAAUGUCGACACAGAUUCGUUCGUUUAUCUCGCACUGGCAAAUAAAUUUCUCCACGAUUUAGAUCCAAAUGUUAUCUCAAUAGCUGAGGAUGUGAGUGGAAUGCCAACAUUAUGUAGGACAUUUAAUGAAGGUGGCUGUGGAUUUGAUUAUCGACUAGCAAUGGCUAUUCCUGAUAAAUGGAUUAAAAUUCUUAAGGAACAAAAAGAUGAAGAUUGGGUAGUUGGUGAUAUUAUUCAUACUUUAACAAAUCGCCGUUGGAAGGAAAAAACUGUUGCUUAUGCAGAAAGUCAUGAUCAAGCAUUGGUUGGCGAUAAGACAUUGGCAUUUUGGCUAAUGGACAAAGAGAUGUAUAGUCACAUGUCAACAUUAUCUGAACAAUCGUUGGUUAUUGACCGUGGAUUAGCAUUACAUAAGCUAAUUCGUUUAAUUACGAAUGGACUUGGCGGUGAAGCAUACUUGAAUUUCAUGGGUAAUGAAUUUGGACAUCCUGAAUGGCUUGACUUUCCUAGAAUUGGAAACAAUGAGUCAUUCCAUUAUUGUAGACGUCAAUGGAGUUUAGUUGAUAAUGAUUUGCUUAAAUACAAGUUUCUGAAUAAUUGGGAUCGUUCGAUGAACUUUACUGAAGAGAAAUAUGGAUGGUUGAGUAAGAAUGAUGCUGGAUAUGUCAGCUGGAAGCAUGAAGACGAUAAAGUCAUUGUUUUUGAACGAUCUGGGCUUGUUUUUGUUAUUAAUUUCCACAAUUCUAAGAGCUUUAGUGACUACAAAAUUGGCGUUGAAGUUCCCGGAAAGUACAAUAUUGUCCUUAACUCAGAUGCACCUGAAUUCGGAGGCUUUAAUCGUGUCGAUUCUUCAGCAAUUCAUCACACCUUCCCUGAAGGAUAUGCCGGUAGACGUAAUCACAUGUGUGUUUAUAUUCCGAGCCGUACAGCAUUUGUUUUUGCUAAAGCAUCUGAUUAAAUCACAAUUUGUUGUUCAUUUUGAAUUUUAAUGCUAUUAUUGUUGUCAUUUGAUGAAAAACAUAUUAUUUUCUCUCUUAUCCAAUUGAUUAGUGUUGUCACAGAAUUUUUAUACACAGAGAAUAUUGUAGGUCUAUAGAAUUUAUGUAAAGUUAUCGACAUUUUUGUUUGUAGGAAUAAAAAGUAUUUAGUUCAAUCGUUGAUCUGCUGAUUUCAAGCUCUUAUUAAUUUUUUAAAUUGGGUUUCGAACGGAAUUUUCAAAUUUAAAAAACAUUUGUAUGGUUUUGAAAGUUGAGUUUGAUCAA